AUGUCCACCCUCCCAGCCAACUGGCACAUCCCCCUCGUGCAAUGGCUCCUCAUCCAGCCCCUCGCCGGCAUCGUGGUGGCCUUCACCGCGCCGCGCGCCCCCGCGCGCCCCGCCACCGCCCUCCUCCUCAUCGCGCUGGCCUACUCCAUGCAGCGCAGCGCGCAGCUCUACUACGGCGGCACGCGGUUCGGCGCCCCGCUGAUCUCGAUGUGCUGGGUGAACGUGCUGAACGCGGUGGACCUGCUCGUGCUGAGCCGGGUGUCGUUCGAGGCGCAGAAGCUGUGGGAAUUCGCCAAGUACGCGCGGGCGAAUGGGUCGCUUGCGAAGCAGCCGCACUCACCCAACCCAAAACAACAACCAGAACAGACACAGAAAGAGUCGGCAUCAAGUGCAAGACUCGCCCGACUGCGCUGGGCCCUCAACAUCGCCUUCAAUUACCGGCGCAUCGACACGCCGUGGGAGAUUCGGGGUUUGCCGCGGUUCGACGACGCAGUCCCGGGGUAUGUGCCGUCGCGGGCCCGGUUUCUGGGUCGCGCGGGGGUGAAAGUGGCCAUUGCGGUUGUCGUGAUCCAGGGGUGUACGAUGGAGACCGACGAUAAGAAUCUGGGCAAGGCGGUUGCGCUGCUGCCGGAGGCGCGGGAGGCGCUUUGUCCGUGGGCGAAUGGGGCGAUGGCGGCUGGGUGGGAGGAGUUCGGGCGGAGGAUGCUCGUGCGCGCGCUGUUUUGUCUCUCGUUUGGGAUCGUGGGCCGCGCGACGAUUAUCGCUUCGUAUAAUGUCUUCGCGAUCGUGGCGGUGGGGUUGGGGUUGGAUGAGCCGGUGAAGUGGCCGCCUGUCGCUGGGUCGUUGUGGGAGGGCUGGUCUAUUAGGCGCUUCUGGGGGAUAACGUGGCACCAGACCUUCCGCCAGCUGCUGACCGCCAACGCGGACUUCUUGCUCGCCCUGAUGCGGAUAUCGCCCAAGGGGCGACUGGGGUGGACCCUCCGGGCCCUGCUUGCGUUCACGGUAUCAGGGGUCAUUCAUCUCUUCAUGGACGUGGGGUUCGGGGUGCCGAUGGCCAAGAGCGGCGCCUUGUGGUUCUUCUGUUUGCAGAUUGUAGGAGUCGUGAUUGAGAGCAUUGUGCGGGAUCUCUUCCAGCCACUGCGGGCUCGGAUGAAUCCCGGUGUCAAGAGGGUUAUCGGUUAUGUCUGGGUAGCGCUGUUCAUGCUGUGGACGGUGCCGAUUUGGAUCAACCCCAUCUUGAUCCAGUUGUACAGCGAUGGAGUCCGGAUGAUGUCGCCCUUUUUGUGCUUCGGGAGUUGGGAGUCCUAGAAUCUAGAUUUAGAGCAUAGAGACUGAUAGACAGC
This is a messenger RNA of Aspergillus uvarum CBS 121591, 1343 nucleotides long. Its product is annotated as wax synthase family protein. The transcript is spliced from 2 exons. Gene Ontology annotation, biological process: lipid metabolic process. NCBI's taxonomy places the organism in Eukaryota, Fungi, Ascomycota, Eurotiomycetes, Eurotiales, Aspergillaceae. The coding region runs from base 1 to 1308 and encodes 435 amino acids. The record is from RefSeq and is a predicted model, not a curated record.